AUCGCUGACACAUCGGGGACGAGCUCACAGACAGCUCAGGUCGGGGGGACCAGAGGCAGGCAGCCAGGAGCACCCAAGACAGGAAAAUGAGACCGAGCAUGCAUGGCCAACGGGGGAAAAGUAGUGACAGAAGGUGGCUCCCUCUGUAUCAUGCUCUGUGCUUCUCCUUGUUGAAGGCUUUGGCCUACACUGUGGAACUUAACAACAUGUUUGGCCAGAUCCAGUCGCCUGGCUAUCCAGACUCCUACCCGAGUGAUUCAAGAGUGACUUGGAAUAUCACUGUCCCAGAGGGAUUUCGGAUCAAGCUUUACUUCAUGCACUUCAACUUGGAAUCCUCCUACCUUUGUGAAUAUGACUAUGUGAAGGUAGAAACUGAAGACCAGUUGCUGGCAAUCUUCUGUGGCAGUGAGAACACAGACACUGAGCAUACCCCUGGCCAGGAAGUGGUCCUCUCCCCUGGUUCCUUCAUGUCCAUCACUUUCCAGUCAGAUUUCUCUGAUGAGGAGCGAUUCACAGGCUUUGAAGCCCACUACGUGGCUGUGGAUGUGGACGAGUGCACCGAGCGUGAGGACGAGGAGCUGUCCUGCGACCACUACUGCCAUAACUACAUCGGCGGCUACUACUGCUCCUGCCGCUUUGGCUACAUCCUCCACACGGACAACAGGACCUGCCGAGUGGAGUGCAGUGACAACCUCUUUACCCAGAGAACUGGAGUCAUCACCAGCCCUGACUUCCCCAACCCUUACCCUAAGAGCUCUGAAUGCUUGUAUGUGAUUGGACUGGAGGAAGGUUUCAUGAUCAACCUGCAGUUUGAGGACAUUUUUGACAUUGAGGACCAUCCAGAGGUGUCUUGUCCCUAUGACUACAUCAAGAUUAAAGCUGGCCCAAAAGUUUUGGGACCCUUCUGUGGAGAGAAAGCCCCAGAACCCAUCAAUACCCAGACCCACAACAUCAUGAUCCUGUUCCGCAGUGACAACUCAGGCGAGAACCGGGGCUGGAAAAUCUCGUACAAGGCGACAGGGAAGGAGUGCCCAGAGCUACAGCCUCCAGUCCAUGGGAAAGUUGAGCCCUUGCAAGCCAAGUACUUUUUCAAAGACCAGGUGCUCAUCAGCUGUGACACAGGCUACAAAGUGCUGAAGGAUAAUGUGGAAAUGGACACAUUCCAGAUUGAGUGUCUGAAGGAUGGCACAUGGAGUAACAAGAUUCCCACCUGUAAAAUUGCUGACUGUGGAUCCCCUGCAGAGCUGGAACAUGGGCUGGUCACCUUCUCUACAAGGAACAACCUCACCACAUACAAAUCUGAGAUCAGAUACUCCUGCCAGCAGCCCUACUAUAAGAUGUACCACAAUAUCACAGGUAUAUAUACCUGUUCUGCCCAAGGAAUCUGGAUAAAUGAAGUACUUGGAAGAAACCAGCCCACCUGCCUGCCAGUGUGUGGGCUCCCCAAGUUCUCCAGGAAGCUGUUAGCCAGGAUCAUCAAUGGACGCCCAGCUGAGAAAGGCACUACCCCCUGGAUUGCCAUGCUGACGCACCCAAGUGGGCAGCCCUUCUGUGGAGGCUCCCUUAUAGGCUCCAACUGGAUUUUGACCGCGGCUCACUGCCUCCACCAUUCACUGGAUCCAGAUGACCCAGUCUUCCAUGACUUUUACAGGCUCACCCCUUCUGACUUCAAAAUCAUCGUUGGUAAGCAUUGGAGGUCCCGGUCAGAUGAGACUGAACAGCAUCUCAUGGUCAAACACAUCUUCCUCCAUCCCCUGUAUGAUCCCAACACAUUUGAGAAUGACGUGGCUCUGGUGGAGCUGUUAAAGGGCCCGGUGCUGAAUGACUUUGUGAUGCCCAUCUGUCUGCCAGACCGGCCCCCGGAGGAAGGGGCUAUGGUCAUCGUCAGUGGCUGGGGGAAGCAGUUCUUACAGAGGUUCCCAGAGACCCUGAUGGAGAUUGAAAUCCCAAUUGUUAAUCACCGCACUUGCCAGAAUGCCUAUGCCCCAGUGAAGAAGAAAGUGACCGGGGACAUGAUCUGUGCUGGGGAUAAGGAAGGGGGGAAAGACUCCUGUGCAGGUGACUCUGGAGGUCCCAUGGUAACCCUGGAUAAAGAGAGAGGCCAUUGGUACUUGGUGGGCACGGUGUCCUGGGGCGACGACUGUGGAAAGAAGGACCGCUACGGAGUAUAUUCCUACAUCUACAGCAACAAGAACUGGAUCCAGACAGUCACCAGUAUGAGAAAUUGAAUUCAGUUUUGCACCACCUGCCCGUGCUCAGUCAGCAGCAGAGGAUAAUUAUCUGAUGCAAGACACCCUCGCCCUUCGCCCACCUCAUUCAGCCCAUUACUGGCCAAUAAUGGGGCCAUCUCAGCCCCAUUUUCUCCUUCUUUAAAGCAGCGGAGUAGCUGAGUGAUCAGAACAGAGGGCUGAAUCCAGCCUCUAUCACUCAAUACGUUUGUAAUGCUGGGCAGGCGACUUUGCCUCUUUGAACCUCAAUCUCUUUGUAUUCUGAAAAUCACAUACCUUACCUACCUCAUAAAAGUUUGAUGAGUAUUGAAUUAACCAGUAUAUAUACAGCACUUAGCGCAGUGCAGGCAUAAACUAAGGGCCCAACAUGUGUAACUUAGCAGUCAGUGUGUCUACCAGGAAGGCAAAGUUCUCUUACAAAUCCUGGCUGGUUCUUAAGGAUGACCAGUGUGUACCCUUCCCUUCAACUUUGACCACUUCUUUCAACUGCCCCCAAACGCUGUGCUUCUGUGCUACCACACACCUUUUCCAACCCCAACCCCUACCCCCCAUAAUAAAAGAAAAAGAGAAAAGUCCCACAGCAAUGCAUGAGCUAGACACCAAAUUGCGAGAGAACUUUGCAAGAAGCAGGGCAGAGAGGGAGAUUGGGAAUGGUCAGCUGGGAAGCCAGACACCAGGCCCUAGAACUAGCUCUGCCCCCAGCUCUUCGUGUGACUAUAAGCAGGACUACCCCUCUUCCCAAAGGACUAUCUGGCUAUUUCCAGCUCUGACUAUCUAAGAUCCAAAGAAGCCAUUUCUCCUUGAUGAGAUGAGUUAAAGCCAAAUAACCAAAAGGCAAAGACUACCUUAGAGUUUAAUAGAGUUUUGAUGCAGAGAAAAUACUGCUGCUGCAGUAACCUCCACCCUUCACCACGCCUUGGUUCCCGAAGACAUAGCCCAGGCAAAGUGCCAGUCAAGGAAUCUUCCCUUAUUCCUAAACAUAGCAUUAGUCCUAGGCCCCAACCCCCUUCCCUUUCUGAGAAUCUGAGCUACACAAGGUCAGCCCUGAAAGGCUAGACUCGGGGCCCUGAACCCUCCUUCCCUGUGUCCACAGCUGCCCCCACACAGCCAUUGUCCCGAUUCCUCACCCCUGUUCCUUACCCUGAACACUCUAGCCCCACACAGUGAUAAGUUUCCUAUGCAGAAUUUCCUCAGGGAACCAGCUCCUGUCUCAGGAAGUUCCUAGAGAACUCGCCCCUGCAGAACGCUGAGAUUUAAGCCCAUCCAGGCAUCAGAAGUCCCAAGUCCCUGUCUGGUUCUGUGAAAAUUGGUCUUCGCAGCAGACUUCAGUUCUUGACUUGCACUGGUGCUGCUGGAAUCAUUCAGGGUCUCUUGCUGAAAGAAAGCACAAGGAGUGAGACUGAAUGAGACUUAUGGACACUAAGCCUAAGGCUGAAUGCUCAGGGAUAGCAGGUCACAGCCUGCUUCUGCUUCUAUGAGCUAGUCAUUCUACCUCUCUGUGCCCUGCAAGUUACUCUGAAAAGGGAAGAUGACAGUGAGACUCAACUCCAUCAGACAUUUGUCCAGCAAGCUUGAGAUCCUUUUCAUGCGCCAAAGAAGAAAUGUGAUGCUGGAAAUUGUGAUCUAGGAAAUUCCUCUGGAAUUGUCCUAGAACAUUCCAAAACUCCAUUCCUCCCUGAUCCGCAGCACUGCCUGGGAGUGCUCAUGUACCAGGCUGUGCUAACUGCUCCAGAGACUGAUGAGAUGAGGGGAACAUGAUUCCUACCUUCCAGAAGCUCCAAAGGGGCAGAACUGACACAUACACAGGUGCCCACCUUGAACAGAAUGAACCCCCCUGCCACACCCCAUCACUGUGAUGUGUCGGAGCAGCGCAGAGGCCCUGGAGGAAGGAACAUCAGGAAGGCACCCCAGACAAUGUGAUGCUGGAGCUGAACUCUGAAGAGGGUGGGCAUUCCCAGGUAAGACAAGGAGGCCUUCCAGGUGGAAAGAGAGCAGAGCAAACAAAUGUUCCCUGAGGCUUUCCUCAGAUUAUACUAUCUUCUCUCACAAAAAUUACGUCUAGUAGACUCAUGUUCUGAUUCUGGAAUCAGAACCAACAUUUAAGGGGACUUUCUCCUUAAAGUCAGAGACAACAGUGAGACUUGGCCUCAAGAUUUGUAUACAAAUACUGGUCCCCCCACCCCCACUAAUCAAAAGGAGAGCCUUCCUAUUAAGCCUCUCAUAAGCCAAAAUAGCGUACAGUGAAGGAACAAUUACCUUAGGACACAUCUUCCUAAUUGAUGCACAAAAUAUAUCCAGGUAAAGCACAGGUGCUCAAAGACACCGUUCAAAGCUAUGGCACCUUGACACUGAGAGGCUGGGCCUGGUUCCCGGGAAAGGAGCUUGGCCAGCUGCUAUUACCACUCAGAGUGUGCGAUGUUUCUGUAAGAGCUUGCUGCAAAACAAACUCUGAACCCUACUUUUGCUUUUCACCUUUUUUUCCUUAAAACUGAAAAUCCGCUUCAGAUUUCUUUUGGUUAGUGGAACAGGUACUAAUGUAAUGCACUUUUUUGUAAAAGUGAAGUGCAGUAAAUCAAACCUUCAAAAAGCAGAGGAUAUCUGUCUGUACCAACUUCAGAGUGGACACAGUUUAUCCCAUCUAUUCUUCCAAUUGCAAUUUUAUUCUUUUCCCGAGGAAACAUCUAAAUGUGCUGUAUAAAGAUCUAUCAGCCCCCACACUGCUGCUAAGGUGCAAGAAACCUAAAUCUCUCACAGAGCCACAGAAGCAGAGGGUUGGCAUGUCUAUUAGGACCAUCUUGUCUUGAUCCAUGACCUCUUUCUUGAACAUUUCUGGAGAUGGGAAAUCCAUGACCUCCAAAUGCAGUCCAUUCCCACUUCAACAGGAGCUGCCUCUUCCAAAAGUCACUUCUAUGCAACCAAAUCCACCUCCCUAGACUAUAGUUUUAUAUGUAAAGCUAUGACUUUAUACCAUGAAGGUUGUUAUUGUCAUAAAGAUCAUGCCAAUUUCAUUAGCAACAGAAGCUGUUGUUCUUGUGGGUGACUACGCAUUUGUUCCAAUAAACAUCUGCAUUGAGUCAAAGCAUCCUGU
Messenger RNA from Artibeus jamaicensis (Jamaican fruit-eating bat), 5316 nucleotides. It is a transcript of the gene MASP1, whose product is annotated as MBL associated serine protease 1. Gene Ontology annotation, molecular function: serine-type endopeptidase activity; calcium ion binding. NCBI's taxonomy places the organism in Eukaryota, Metazoa, Chordata, Mammalia, Chiroptera, Phyllostomidae. The coding region runs from base 87 to 2228 and encodes 713 amino acids. Gene Ontology annotation, biological process: complement activation; zymogen activation. The transcript has 17 exons. Gene Ontology annotation, cellular component: blood microparticle; extracellular region. The record is from RefSeq and is a predicted model, not a curated record.